AUGGCUGACGAUGACAUUGCCGCUCUGGUUAUAGACAAUGGCUCCGGUAUGUGCAAGGCCGGUUUCGCCGGAGACGAUGCUCCUCGUGCAGUGUUUCCCUCCAUCGUUGGCCGUCCAAGGCAUCAGGGUGUGAUGGUUGGUAUGGGUCAGAAAGACUCUUACGUCGGCGACGAAGCUCAGAGUAAGAGAGGUAUUCUGACUCUCAAAUAUCCUAUCGAACACGGCAUUGUAACAAACUGGGAUGAAAUGGAAAAGGUAGGGUUUAACAGUGUAGGAAAAUUCAACAGUAAAUGUAAGCAUUUUAUUUUCAAAUUAAUUGGCUAUUCUAAUUUUCAGAUCUGGCAUCACACCUUCUACAACGAGCUGCGUGUAGCUCCCGAGGAACACCCAGUUCUGCUAACAGAAGCUCCUCUCAACCCAAAAGCCAACAGAGAAAAAAUGACACAGGUAUUUCCGUCUCAGAGGGAAACUAAGCAGUUGAGCUCUGUUCAACUUGCUUGUGAGUCUACCAUUUAAUAAAGCAUGUUCCAAAUUUGUGUUCGCUAUUAUUAAGAACCGGUAUUUGCGCGUAAACUAAGUUAUUAACUUUUAUAGUGACUUUUUAUUAAUGAUCAGAAAAAGUGUUGAUUUAAGUGCGCGUGCAAAAAGAAAUCUUAUCGCAUGGAAAAGUUAAGGUUUAUUAUAUUUCUAGAGCAAUAAAGAGGACCUUAGCAGCAAUGUAUUGUUUUAAGUAAACAAAACACUUUUCGGGGAGCGAUUUGUUGCAUUCCUUAUAUGGCAAAAAAUACUACGGUUGGUCAGAGUCAAGCUUUUUCCAAACAACUUAUUCAAAGUGAGAAAAGGGAUUGAUUUUGAUUGUGAAAACAACGCUGUUUAACAAUUAGCACAUCGCAGAAGUAUAGUUUAGUAAGAUCCUGUAAGUAAUUCUCGGCCACGCUUGUAAAUAGCCAACUGGUUGCCUUCUGCCAGUUGGGGUUUUUAAUCCUGUUAUGUUGUAUUUGAAUUAUUUGUUUCUAAAUGUUUGAGUGGAGUGACUGUAAAUUAGCUGGCUAACUAAGUGCACCUUCCACUAUAAACAUGCCUUUAACCUUUUAACCUUUUAAACAAUAAAAUUAGAAAGAAGAUUUAAAAUUAUCCUAAAGAACGAAAAUUAAAAACUUCAAUUUCCAGGAAUAGAAUACAGAGUUCGAUCAAGAAUUGGCAUUAUGAUCAGGGUAUGCUAAGGCUGCCACAUUCUAAACGGCAAAUGAAUGCUGCUUUGUCACAGCGCGUAUUUUAUUAAUUGGACUGUGUGAACAAAGUAUGUGGUACAUUCCUCAUACACGUCUAAUCUUCCGUAUAAGGACCUUCACAAAUACUUUUUGUUGGCGCUGGCUUUCAUUUUACAGUCAUGCGAAAGUUUCUCUAUAAAUGAAAUAUACCUUUCUCUAAACUGAAACUAGUUUUAUUUCCCUUUCCAACAGAUCAUGUUCGAAACCUUCAACACACCAGCCAUGUACGUCGCUAUCCAGGCUGUGCUGUCUCUGUACGCUUCCGGGAGGACCACGGGAAUUGUCAUGGACAGCGGUGAUGGUGUAACGCACACAGUUCCCAUCUACGAGGGUUACGCUCUUCCCCAUGCUAUCAUUCGUCUCGAUUUGGCCGGCAGAGACUUGACCGACUACCUGAUGAAGAUUCUGACCGAGCGUGGCUACUCCUUUACCACCACUGCCGAAAGGGAGAUCGUGCGUGACAUCAAAGAGAAACUGAUUUAUGUUGCUCUGGAUUUCGAAAGAGAAAUGGAUACCGCUGCAUCCAGUUCCAGCUUGGACAAGAGCUACGAGCUUCCUGAUGGGCAGGUCAUCAGAAUCGCCAACGAGAGAUUCAGAUGUUCUGAGUCCAUGUUCCAACCCUCCCUCCUUGGAAUGGAAUCUGCCGGCAUCCACGAGACCACAUAUAACUCAAUCAUGAAGUGCGAUGUGGACAUCCGUAAGGAUCUGUACGCCAACACAGUGUUGUCCGGUGGCUCCACCAUGUUCCCUGGAAUCGCUGACAGAAUGCAAAAGGAAAUCACAGCCCUCGCCCCACCCACAAUGAAGAUCAAGAUCAUUGCUCCUCCUGAGCGUAAAUACUCUGUAUGGAUUGGAGGAUCGAUCUUGGCCUCGCUGUCCACCUUCCAACAGAUGUGGAUCUCUAAACAGGAAUACGAUGAAACUGGGGCUUCCAUUGUUCACCGUAAAUGCUUUUAACUUUUUAUUAACUGUAAAGGUCAUUUCUCACUGAAAAAAAGCUGUUUUUGUUUCAUAUUCCUGAGAUCUGCUAUAAUUUUGUACUUGUGCCUUCGUUGUUUUGUAGUUUAGUUAUCUGAACGUGUAUUGUAUCAUUUACUUUUCGAUUAUGUAGUACUGUUUUUCCUGCUCAUACCAGGCAGUAAGAACUUAUUGUACACAUACGCAGCUGUUUAUAUUAAUUUAUGCGUAAUUAAAUAGUAGCCAAGGAAAAUACACUGCUUGUCCGAUCCUACUAAAAGGCAACUACUGAAAAUCCUCUUUCCAUUUGUACUUUUUACUGUUCUCCUCACAGAAAAAAAAAGCAUUCAGUCCUUUUCUUUUCCUUUUUAGACUCACUUCCUCCCUUCCCUCACCUUUUCUAUCAUAACUGAAUUAACAAACGCAUAGUGUCACAGAGCGAUAGUUUCGGUACAAUAAGUACUGUGUAACGUGCAGUCCCCUAUUUUCCGCAAGAUCGCGAGAUUGAGCGCUUUAAUACACCCUUACAGGCGGCCAUCUUCUGCAUCUUGGUUUCAAAUGUGCCGUGUGGACUAGCCUGGGGAUGCAUAUCAAAUCUACGUAGGAUGCAGCCCCCUGCUCAGCGAUCUUAUGGAAAAUUUGGGGACUGUGAACAGUUUAUCAAUACUUUAUCGAAAAAAUUUCCCUGUCCCUUUAACAUCACCUAUACGUUUCGCUAAUUGAAUAAUCAGUGUCUCUCUUCUAUGAUCUACUCACCUUUCCAAUCAUACUCAGAAUAAUUCCCUCUGUUGGUUCUUUCCAAAUAGUUUCUCAAUGAUGAUUUGCGGUACAGUCUGUUGAUGAAGUUCCCGCCCUCACAUUCUCACUAUUAAAACUUUAGUGGAUUCUCGUACAGACCUUGACCCCGCUUAUAUGGAGAAAACCGGUCUCAGCCCGGCGGGACCAGUUAAAGAGUUACUCACCUACCUGUGCUGCCUUGGAUUUCCUUACAAAACUUGGCGAACCGUGUACAUGAGAAAAGAAAGUUUGGCUCGGCUAGGAAGGUUACCCGCCCAGCCGGGUCACUCUGCUAACCGGGUUACCCUCCUAGCCGGGUCAACCUCCUAACCGGGUCACCCUCCUAUCCGGGUUACCCUCCUAUCCGGGUUACCCACCCUCCUUGCUGGGCCAACUUUUCUCCAUACUUUGUCUCGCCAAGCUGGGUCAACUCGGUCAAGGCGAGACAAUCAUCAGAGCAUGCGCGAGUGCUGUUCUCAGCAGCUCUUGGCUUGAGCAAAGAGGUCAACUUUUUUCUCAUGUAAGCGCUCGUUUAACAAGUUGAUUCGGCUAGGAGGGUGAUCCUCUUAGCGGGGACAACUUUUCUCCAAGACAACACGGUCUUAGAAGGCCAGCGUGGUAUCUGAGAAAGAUAAUCUCCUUCCGUCCCAUAAAAUAUGUCAGUUUUCGCCCGUAAUUCGAUAUAGAAGAAAUAUUUAAAGGUAAUCAGUACGAUUAAAAUGAAUCAUGAUUAUGCAUUUCUUUCACCAUCUCACCUUUCAUCAGCUGCAGGCAUACUGGCAUUAGGGACCUUACAAUCCGACCUGGAUGUCCAUGAAAACGUCACUGAAAAAUAGACUUAGCAUCCGUUUAAACGUUUUCGCGAUUAUCCCAAUUCGCCCUGUUACUUAAAAGAAGGGAAUUUUGUUUGGAGCUGACGAGAGGGGACCGCGCCCGAAUUCAGACAGAGAUGGCAGAAUUUAUCGCCUUGCCGUUCCUGUUGUCAAGUAAACUUAAAAUUUGGUCAUUUCACGUCGUAGUUGUGUAGGGACAGCAAAGAAAUGUACAAAAAAGCGUGAUGCACGCGCAGAGUUGUUGUUUUGCUCAUUAAACCUAUUGCUUUUUGGACGUUCUCCUUGCCGUCGCUGUCGUAGUUUCGUAAGGUCCAUAUUAGCUUCGCUGCGUCAGCCCUACAGACAGUACUUUUUAUGGAUGAAGAAGUGACGUCACAUACACUUGCAAUGGACAAUAAUGGUUUUGAGAUUGCAAAGCUGAAACGGUCAUCCGGAUGACAGUUUCUUACGAGACCGCUUAACGAGUUGUCAUUCACCUUCCCAGUUAGAGUAACAAUUUUCCUUGUGUGAAACACGUUUCAAAACGCAUUUUGGAAAACCAAAUCUCGAAAAGUAAAUGUAUUAGAUUGUAAUGAAAACUUUCUUUAGUGUUUUCUCAUUUUUGCAGUUGUAAUGGCAUGAGGUCAUGUGUAUAUGCCUAAUAAAACAAUUAUUGGAUUCAGUUUUGGCACAAAAGCACGAAUUAUCAAAGCUGAUGGUUUGAAAUAUAUGCCGGACCUAGAUAAUUCUGACUCGCCGUCGUACCCAACCUCAUCCAAAUAAUGAGGUUGAUUGUUGUGCUUUGUUUUUGUUUUGCCUGAUCUUCAGGUGACUGAUCUCCUAAUUGUUCUGUAGAAAAAAAUAGGAAAAAAUAUCUGCAGGCUGUAGGCUGACUCUGAAUCUAAAAAAAAUCCAAUUAGCUAAGCUGUAGGCUGAUAAUCCAAAAAAAAUCCAGACAUUUUUUCUGGCUUGAUGUCAACACUAGCUUAAACGAUCCUAACUGAUAUAUAUUUUUUUAUUAUUAUCAACAGCCUUCGGAGUAGAUAAGUUUGCAAAUGAAUAAAUACUUAUGCCUUAAACACGUAAGUUUGUGUUAGUUUAGAUUGACUUAUUACCCGGAGAAUAACAACUAAAGACUAAGAAAUGGCUCCUGGGAACUUGAGAAAUUUGAACCGGAGAGUUUUUGGUCUGCGCUGGUCAUGCUCCGUCCAGAUUCUCCGAGUGCGUAUCCAAGUGUCCUGCAAUCCACGAUCUUGUGAAUUCUCGGUCCACAGAUUUAUCCACGUGACAACUAAGACUACAACUAUUUUAGCACGACUUCGAUCUACCUACGCGAAAGUCUGCUACUGAAAAUUGCCCGAGAAAAUAAAGAGAAAGAUGAAUCAGAGAAAGUCAAACCACUAAAUAAUGCGGACAAGGAAAGAGUGAGUUAAAUUUUGAAAUACUCUAGUCAUAGCUAGAAAAUACUGUGAUGAAAAAUCAAGCUUGAAAUAUAAAACAAAUGGCAAUAGCCUUGGUUAUCUCCAAAGUUCUCCAAGUAAACAGAUAUAAAAGUGAGAAAUUCAGUAAAUAACCUUAAAAGGUCACAGUGAAAAUUUAUUCUGCAGCAGCUUGUUUUCAUUGUGAUUAAACUCUCUCAACAAAACGUCUUUGGGCUCCUUUAUUUUAUAACCAAAUAUGGCUAUAAAAAGAUGGUAAAUUGAAGCAUUCUGACAACAAUAAAGAUGUUGAUUGUAGGUGUUCAUGCUGAUUACUUCUUUCGAAAAUAUUAGAAUCUAUUUAACUCCAGCAAUUAAAAAAAAGAAUUUUUAAGAGACAGGAACUGAAAAUCAAGUCCGAUAGUUUUACUGGACUCGGGAAAGGAGAUUAACUCUGUAAUGCGGAGUUAAAAAACGCUUAAACAGUCAUUCAGUAACUUUAAUGAAAACGCACAAUACUGGAAUCCCACUGCGGGCUCAGUAACCAACAGAGUUUUGCAAAACAUGUUAGAGCGUUUUUCUCUCCUCGAUAUCAACUUAUUAUCAACCAAGAUGGUGAGGAGAAGAUAUGAAUGUAUCAGUUAGGAACAUGUGCUUGGAAAUUCUCCGAACGAACCAUAAGCAAAUAAUAUAGAAAUUACUGUGAAGAAAUGAUUGCUCGAGCACGGUGCUACCUCACGUGAUCUCAAGACCUACUGGGGAUUUUCAGCUAGUUUUUAACCUUUAUAAGACGAUGCUAGAACAUUUUGAGUUACUGCAGGUUUCUCGAUAAAGUUACUAGCUAAGGACUUUCAUAGCCGAUUCUUGCUGUCUAAUCCAGUUGUGUAAAGAAGAGAGUCAGUUUAAGUAAAAAAAUGGCCGAUGAAGACGUUGCCGCUUUGGUUAUAGACAAUGGCUCCGGUAUGUGCAAGGCCGGUUUCGCCGGAGACGAUGCUCCUCGUGCAGUGUUUCCCUCCAUCGUUGGCCGUCCAAGGCAUCAGGGUGUGAUGGUUGGUAUGGGUCAGAAAGACUCGUACGUCGGCGACGAAGCUCAGAGCAAGAGAGGUAUUCUGACUCUCAAAUAUCCCAUCGAACACGGCAUUGUAACAAACUGGGAUGACAUGGAAAAGGUAAAAGCCCUUUAAGGCGAUUUUCCAGCUGGCAUAAAGAAAUUGCGUCAAAAUUACAUUUAUAAAGCGAUGAUUAACGAACUAAGAAAUAAAAAAGAUACAAGGGAAGCCAGAAGGCGAGAAAAACAGGUUUGACAUUUUACGUAGGGAUUCACAUUAAUUAAAGCCUAAACUGAUCCAGUGAAGGACUUGACCCAGUUCUUGUUCCUAUUUCAGCGUACGAAGCAGCAAAAAGUUUCAGUUAGAAUGUAAAAUAGUUUUUAACUAAAAUAAACUAAUUCAAAGUAAAAUGAUUUCUUCUUUUUCUUUUUUAGAUCUGGCAUCACACCUUUUAUAAUGAAUUACGCAUAGCUCCCGAGGAACACCCAGUUCUGCUGACAGAAGCUCCUCUCAACCCAAAAGCAAACAGAGAAAAAAUGACAACGGUAUAUAAAAAACUAGAACUAAGUUAUACUUUAUAUUUGUCGCUCAUUUCAUAAUUUAGAACCUUAGGCGAGUAAAGCACCUUUUUUUUCAAGAACAAAAAGACAUUCUGGUAUGAAGGCAUAGAAAUUAACUUUGUUUAUUAUGAAAUAUUUCUAAUAUUUUUAGAACAUCACUUGUUUUUAUUCUCUAAAAGCCAUCGCAAACGACCAAACGUGACGAAAAAGUUAGUUGAAUCUUGAAAUAUUCAACUAAUAAUUUGAUUCGCGUUUCAAAACUUUCAGUCCUAUAGCUUUUUGGAGGGGGGAGGUAUAGGACGGUAAAUCUCCCUCCUCCCUACUUUUUCAGCCAAUGUCUUCCUCCUCCCUAGUUUUUGGGGUAAUUUCUCCCUCCUCCCUAAACUUGGUUUAAAAAUUAACGGCGGACAACACAUAACUCCUGCACUUAGUGGUAAAGGAAGUAUAAUGACCUUCAGAGCUUGUGACACACGAAGAAGGCCUAACCACCAUAUGUAUGCAUAAGAAGAUUUUAUGGAGGGAAAGCCCAUACACCCAGUCCCGGGGGAGUCUUUUUAAAAUCAAAAGACCGUCUGAAGUCGUACGCAUAGUUUUCUAAUCGGACGAGAGAGCAGUGCAAAUUAAAGCCAUAUCAGGACUUGCUCGACGCGAAGUUCAAUUACAACUUUAAUACAGCCAUUUGGAAAUCACAAAAUUCAGUCAGUACCAAUUUUACACUGAUCCAGUCAGGGCCGGCAUGUUGAAAAGUGGAAUCGGAAACGUUUUUAUAUCUCAAUUUGUUGCCGAAACGGAACUGAAAACAUUUAGAGCAAAAAAUGGAUCCGAUUUAAAACAGAUUUAGAACAGAUGUGAUUUAGAGCAAAAAAUAGUGUGAUUUCGUGAAUAAAUCACAAUGUUGAGAGCCAAUCAGAUAGCAAGGAUCACCAGUGAUUUCAAAAUGGAUGUAAUAAACAGAUUUAAAAAAAUUGUUAUUAGGUCUUUGUUAGUAUUUUUCUCCAAAAAAUAAUUAUUGUCCAGUGAAGGACGACCAUUUUAUAUAAAGUUAUAAGUAUAAGUUGGAUAAACCCCUGACACUUGGGCUCUGACACAAUAGCCACAUCUGGGGGAGACGGAGAGAAGUAAACUGAAACCAACCUCCGGAAAUAGUACUGAUUGAAGUUACUAGGCAGAAAAAUUCCGAGAUGAGCGGAAAUGUUUACAUGGAUAUUUAGACAAUAUUUGCUUCUUCGAAGAAAGCAUUCGUUGUGUCACCCUGUGAUAACAUGCAAAGCACGCACUGACAUUGUUGAGUUACCUAUAUUGUAACAGAGCAAGCUUAGCGGUAGAUGGUAAUCACACCUACUUCAUUGGUUCGAAAAUCAGAUCUCUCUGUAGUUGGUGAAGUAGCUACCCCAACCCAUCUCUGUUAGCAAAAUGUGAAAUUAACGGUGUCGGAAUCACGGCGCACCUUUUUAAAAGCCUAGUUCAAUUUUCUUAUAACAGGAACUUUUCUCUUUUCAUCUAGAUCAUGUUCGAAACAUUCAACACACCAGCAUUUUAUGUCGCUAUCCAAGCUGUACUAUCUCUGUACGCUUCUGGUCGAACAACUGGAAUCGUGUUGGACAGCGGUGAUGGUGUAACGCACACAGUUCCCAUUUACGAGGGCUACGCUCUUCCUCACGCCAUCAUUCGUCUCGACUUGGCCGGCAGAGACUUGACGGACUACCUCAUGAAGAUUCUGAAAGAGCGUGGCUACUCCUUCACCACCACUGCCGAACGUGAGAUCGUGCGUGACAUCAAAGAGAAACUGUGCUAUAUUCCCCUAGACUACGAAAAUGAAAUGCAAACUGCCACAUCAAGCUCCAGCUUAGAGAAGAGCUACGAGCUCCCUGAUGGACAAGUCAUCACCAUCGGAAACGAGAGAUUCAGAGCUCCCGAGUCCUUGUACCAGCCUUCCUUCCUAGGAAUGGAAUCUGCAGGCAUCCACGAGACCACGUACAACUCGAUCAUGAAGUGCGAUGUGGACAUCCGUAAGGAUCUGUACGCUAACACAGUGUUGUCUGGUGGAACCUCUAUGUUUCCAGGGAUCGCUGACAGAAUGCAGAAGGAAAUAACUGCUCUGGCCCCGCCAACAAUGAAGAUCAAGAUCAUUGCUCCUCCUGAGCGUAAAUACUCUGUAUGGAUUGGAGGAUCGAUCUUGGCUUCGCUCUCCACCUUCCAACAGAUGUGGAUCUCCAAACGGGAAUUCGAUGAAACUGGCCCUUCCAUUGUUCACCGCAAAUGUUUCUGAAUUCUAUGACUGUCCUCUGCUAAUUCGACCCACUUAAACUUGAACUUUGAACUUUUUUUUCUCUCUCUCCAUUUAUUUCAUUAUAAAAGUUCUGCCGGGAUUGAAGGAUUGAUAACAGCCAGUGCAGUUGAAAUCUCUCUCAUUUACUGAUCACUCACAGCCUGUUACAACUCACGGCACUGAUUGUUAGAAUAAUUGCAAAGACCCCCACUCCCUGUAUCUUAGGAUUCGUAAUACAAAGUUAGAACUGAUUAAAUUUUUUUUUCCAUGACUUUCUAGUGGGUACAAAAGUGCGUUCUUCCCAGAUUUUCACACAAUAGCACUUUUCCACGAAAAAAAGACUAAGACAAGCAUAAUUAUAAAACUACAUUCAUACAUUUUCUUAAUUCCGAAAAAUGGUUCAACCGAAGGUUACACAUGUAUAAUCUCUCAUAAUUUUAGGUGACUAUCUUGCAAGGUCUGGAGAGCCUUCUCGAAGGCCGGAGGUCGCUCGGAUAUCACUUAUGAGAGAGGCAGCUGUAUGAAAAGCUGGCAUUACUUCUGUUACGUUUAGAACCUAUCGUAUUUGAUGAAAAAUGAUGAAAUAAAAGAUCACACUCCUUAGGUAUAGAAAAUUACAAUAUCACUGUUAUAAUUCAGACUGAUAAGCGGUUUGAGUAAAUCGCACUGCAGCUCCUCGCCCUGCUCACUGAUGUAAACAUACCCGGGCCGGGGGGGGGGCAUUCUCUAAACAGGUAAGUGCCGCUGAACAGGCUAUGGUUUUCAGAGUCUUGAGUCUUACCGGGUAUACGUUUUCACUAUUUAGCGUCUUCAACAAGGCAUGUUUUUUUUGUGGUUACGGCCGGGUAGCGAAAAAUGAGUAAUAGUAGAGCAGAUAUGUGCUUGAAUUGUUCACUUUCUGUUAAAAGCAUGAAAUUUGGCAUGAUGAUAGUUUUCAAGGCCCUAAAAAAGAUAGGAUAUGGUGCCAUCGCUAAAAAGUCCGUUAAGUGCGAAAAAUAGGACUUUUUAUUAUGGCGGCCAUUUUAAACCGGAAGUGAAAUUAACAUUUUCUUUAAAACGUCUGAAUUUUAGCAACCUGGAUAAGAAAAUGUCAGUUAAUGCCUAAGGCAGCUGUUUUUUUCAUACAAAGAGAUAUUAUUUCAACGCAAAUUGUCUAAAAAGUAGAAUAGAGAUGAUAUAAGUGGCCGCCAGCUAGACCGGAAGUAAAACUACCAGAGUCGGAACUAGACUGCAAGCAGUCUCUCUUUUUCUUCAGGUUUAUGGCCAUUUGCGUGUCUCGCGUUUUGCUCGACGGACUACAGAAAAAAGAGAGACUGCUCGUAGUCUAAGUCGGAACUUUUAAGGAAUGAGUUUAAUAAACUUCUGUUGUGCCUGCUAGUCUUCUUGACUUUAAUAUUUUCUUUAUAAAUGUAAUGUAUACGUUCAAUUUACUAUUUUCAUCAUGUAUAAUCCAUUACUGAACUUCAGCCUACUUUGGCUAUGAUACGGAAUAUCGAAGAAGAGCAAAUGGUAUCUCAGUGACCUAAUGACUUGAUACUUCAUGCAGGCGAGUGCUUGUAAUCGAAAAAAGAGUUGGGGAUCGCCUUUCACGAUUGUCACUCUUCGGGGCAUAGCCCUUCCUACGAGCGUACUUUACUAGUUCCACCCUCAGCAGGAGGGUCAACACUCUCCUCUUAGAAAUAUCCAGCCCCGAUCUUGCAGACUUGGAACCGAGAUGCUUGGUACCAGUGCCUGCUGACUCCAUAUGUGGCCAGCAUGGUUCGGCGUGCCCUUGAAAUGUUUAAGUAAUGCAGGCCGGGUCAAAGAAACUACUUUUGGCUUCGUCAGUUGACGGCAAAGAACUACUUUUUCUAUCGUAUAGAAGAACGUGUAAGCAAAAACAACUCCGAUUAUUUCUGGAGGUGACCAGAAGUACUAACUUUGUCACAUCCAGUGAAUGCAUGGAACGGAGGAAGUGAAAGUGUAGCUUUUUAGUAAACACUUUAGCAAUCUCGUAGGGUGCAAGGUAGCGUAGAUGUACAUUAGUACCAAGAUAUAUGAUAGGAAGCUAACUUGGCUUCAUGGUAGAGAAGCUUCAUGGGUAGUUAGAACGGAGAGUGGACUCAACGCAAAUGUCUCGGUUACAAACAACAUAGAGAAUUAAAAGAAGGGAAUCUGCUUUGUGAUAUAGCAUAACAAUAAAUGCUUUCUAGCGAAUUGACUUCAAACGAUGCAGGGAAAAGACUAGACGUCUGGCCCUAGACGACAUGCGUUGCUCAAUGUGUAAGGAAUCUAAAAAACACCCGCUUGUUUCGAUCUUUACAAAAGAACUAGCUUUUUCCAGUUUCUUAGUUUAGCUCCUGAUACACGUUUACCCCAGAUCUUAGUCUUCAAGCCGUUCUCGGCGCGACAUAUUUGUCACGUACUAUAUCCAAGAGAAUACAUUUUACAUGCUUAGGGGAUUAACGUAAGUGAUGCACAUUCGAAAAACGCUCUUUCCUUAUUUUCUUGCAUGUGGACUUUAGCAUGAUAGUCAGUGCUGCUCAGUCCAUGAUGAUUAAAUGGCAUUCUGGGGGUGGUUACAUUGAAGAUUAGAGACUAACUCUUACUUCGGUCGAGAGAGGCGCAGAUUCACUUGAUAGUGAUCAUGAAAUACAGCUGAAUUAAACCGCCUCCUGUUUAGCUCCAGGUGGGUAAAACACCGGUCUACUGAGCGGGAAGCCACGGUUUCAAACCCCGGCCAGACCAAUUAUCGAUCAGGAUCUUUAAAUAACUGACGAGAAGUGCUGCCUUUUUAAUGUCAUCUCCAAACGGUUAGACUUUCUAGUCUUAUUGGAAUAAAAAAAAAACUGUAGGCCCCUUCUCACGGUCCUUGUUCAUAUAAAAUGCUGUGGGAAGUUAAAGAACCCAGACACUGUUUGUAAAGAGUAGGCUGAGUAGGGGACCCAUUUACCUUCCAAACAGAUUUCCCGGAAACUUUUUGAAAAUGGUAAACUUUGAAGUGAGCAGACGUUAUCGUGAAAGCAAUUUCAAUCCAAUAUGUACAUGCAAAGGGUGUUAUUUAUACUCCUCAAUAACAAAAUGGUGGAGCUAUUAUACCUCAAAUUACUUUGAAAACCGCUAAGCAUUCUGCAUUCUAGUUAAUAAUGGAUCAACUCUUUUAACUCUUACAAGUUCUUCAAACUGGUCUCUAUACAUUUCCUUAAAAGAAUAAGUUGAGAUAAUUUGAUAAAAGAGAGAAAAGCAUUUUCUCUCAGGUGAUAAUUUUAUUAAUUCUAAGAACCUAAUCUCUUGACCUUGUAUGGAUAUUGUGAGUCAGAAGAAGAUUGAUGUUGGUCACUAUUGGGACUUAGAGGGUUAAGCCAAGUAAAAAGAAGUAAUCUGUUUUUUGCUGGUUUAAUUUGUUCGAAUGUUUGGCCUUUCCUAUGCUUAAAAAUGUGAAUCAUUGUUUCACAUUUGUUUUAAAUGCACUACUGAAAUGAAUUGCUUUGAAUGAGUUGCAUUUUCCAUUUUGGCCCGCUUUUACCUCUGGUUCUUUCAUUUAAUCAGCUAAUUUGUAACACGGUUGACUUUUUUACAUGACAUAAAUAUCCGGAAAAACAUAGAACAAACAAUUUUGUCGUCAUUUUGACCUUAACAUGCUAAAUUUCGUGUACUUUUAGUUAGGUGAUAUUUACUUCCGGUCAAAAUGGCGAACAUUUUAGUAAUAACUCCAAACGCCGGUUUAACAGGAAAAAUUUGCGAUGGCACCACAUCACAUAUUAAUAGCCAAGAUUAGUAUACAUAAUAAACAAUUUGAUCGUUAUUUUGGCUUAAAAAAUGCUUAAUUUUGUGUACUUUCGGCUAGAUGAUAAAUACUUCCGGUCAAAAUGGCGGCCGGUUUAAUUUUCACUCCAAAAACCAGUUUAACAGGAAAAAUUUGCGAUGGCACCAUAUCACAUUUUAAUAGUCAUAAUUAGUUCUGUCAUUCCUGAAAAUUUGGUGCUUUUAACAAAAAGUGAACAAUCCGGCCCCAAAUCUGCACAUAUCCGCCCCACUAUAAUCUUUGCCUUGGCGGCACAGAGGUUCCGCAAUGGGGUUCUUCAAUCUUGUAAUCCCGACCCAUAAUUUCGUGCAAUCCCGUAAUCCCGAGGGUUAUUUUUGGCAUCACACCUCCCGUGCAUACUUUCAAUCCCGAAUCUCGCUCUUGUUUUACUUUAAAAUCCCGAAUCCCGAGCUUCAAAUAAGGGAAAUCACGUAUCCCUUGUACCGCACCCACCCCAACCCCUCCCCUGACCCUUCCUGAGUACGCUUUUCCAUGCAACAUCGAUCGUUGAAAGAAUCUCACGAACACGAAUGGUCAAGCAUGAAAUUGUGUCACCACUCAACAAUCUGCGCUAUCAAAAGGUCGCAUCUAUUUAUUAAUAUAUUGUGUUUAAAGGGAUUCAGCAAUCCUCGACAAGGAUAUUGUCUCCGAUACGUGAUAAGUUCACUGAUGAUAUAAUUCAAAUUUAAAAGGCAGCACUGAUGAUGUUGCUACCUGCCUAUUUGUAUGAAUUGUACGUAGGUUUGCACGCACCAAGUCCCACAAGUCGUUACCAAAAAAGGUCAUGAAUUUUCGGCAAGCGCAGUGGAUUGAAGAUAGAAUAUGAAUAUUGUUUGUUUCGCAAUAUAAUGUCACGUCUCGGUGGAAGUGACGUCAGAACACUGAGAACAAAAUUUUCCACCAUGAACUUGCACUGAGUUUCAUUUUAAUGCACAGCAAAAACAUGGAUACUCAAUAUUUGGACGAUAAACGAAACAUCAUAUCAUUAUGCCCAUGAAAAGCCCAUCUCACUUAAAGAUGUUAUAAUUCUAAGGGCGAUGAACCAGCAAAAGAAACAAGUUGUCCGUUUGCAAACAACAAAAGAAUGCCAAAUUUGGUAAUUUAAAUUUAAGUGUUGUUUAAAAAUUAAAGACAAAGCUGACCAAAGCCCGUGUCUGAUGUGUAGCGAAGCAUAGUGGCGGAGCUGGAGCCGGCGUAAGGCAGUUCCGCACAGGGAACACCCAGCUUUGUUGUUUAACACUGACAGGAAAUCAAUCCCUAUAUUGAAUGAUCCAUCGUUACAAUACUGCAAAUUCCUUGGUUCACAGUAUUUUCGACAAAAAAGUGUCGGUUAAUAUACGUUGGCGUAUUAGUCGAUGAAAAUCUCUUCUGAUAACUAGCCGAGCCAAACCAUUCGACGAUCUGUUUAAUACUGACCUAAACUAAGAUUUAAUAACUACUUGAACAUUAUGACUAAUAAACUGAUAUAUUAUAAAUCUCUACCAUGUUUAAUAGUUUAAUUUAAACAACAUAACAAGCUAAAAUGCAAAUCAACUGUACUGUACUGAUUGACAGAGAUUCGGGUAAUAAGAGAAAGUCGGUGAUUUCCAUUUAUCAUAAAAGUUUUAACAAGUAACGUUUUGCGUCCCAAAUGAAACGGGAACAAGAUCGUUUAUAGGAAGAGCAGUCAAGCGCAGAUUUGUUGAUAUUUUUUUUUCAAUGAUUUAAAGAAGAAUUUGCAUCUUUAAAUAUUUUCACUCACAAUUUACCGCAAAGUUUUUGCAAAAAAAUAUGACGAAACAGUUUAGACGUGCUGACGAAAAUGCAGGAAUGAUCUUUCAGUGUAACUUUUACCAAAUUUGGCCAAAUUAUUCGCUGUCUAUGAAAAGGAAUGAUAAACGUUGGAUUGCGUUAUUUCUUCAAAUACAAGAGAGACUUGUCGCUACAUUUGCAUUAUUGUUCGCGUGGGCGAUUUGAGCCAAUCAGAUGAAAGCACCGGCAGCAAUAAAUCUUGGACCUCCGUAGAAGUUGAUCAUAUUUCGAACAGUGCUGUAAGAAGCAAAGUAACAAUUCUCAUAGGUCUUUAGUUAAUUUCUGCUUCCAAUAAUUCCAACGAAAUGGCCGAUGAAGACGUUGCUGCCUUGGUUGUGGACAAUGGCUCCGGUAUGUGCAAGGCCGGUUUCGCCGGAGACGAUGCUCCUCGUGCAGUGUUUCCCUCCAUCGUUGGCCGUCCAAGGCAUCAGGGUGUGAUGGUUGGUAUGGGUCAGAAAGACUCGUACGUCGGCGACGAAGCUCAGAGUAAGAGAGGUAUUCUGACUCUCAAAUAUCCCAUCGAACACGGCAUUGUAACAAACUGGGAUGACAUGGAAAAGGUAAAUAUUCUUGAAUGUUGGAAAUAUCAAGUUGAGCGGUUGACUCACGAUGAAUUUUCCUUAUUUUAGAUCUGGCAUCACACCUUCUACAACGAGCUGCGUGUAGCUCCCGAGGAACACCCAGUUCUGCUGACAGAAGCUCCUCUCAAUCCUAAAGCCAACAGAGAGAAAAUGACACAGGUAAACUCUACUUGCUAAAUAAGCCUUCCAUUUAAAAAUAAUCUUGCAAGUCGCUACAGAUGUGUUAAAAGAGGGAGUGGUCGCUUUGAAGAUAUUCCCAAAAAAGAAUGAAAAAAUGUUCAGUCCUCAACUCGCGAAUAGAUGUCAUUUAUGCAGUUGGAGUAAAGUCGAGUCACUGGGUGCUGUCAAUCUGUCGACAUGUUUUUAAAAUCCCAGCUAAAAUUCUUACGAAACUUUUAAUAUUUGUCUAGAGAAUUACGACGAAACAAUCUAGGUAAAAGAAAUGAAUUGGAAAGAAUUCACCUUCAGUUAAUAUUUUGCUUUCGAAAGGAGAUAAAGUUUAAUAGAGAUGAAUUCUAUAAUAAAAUAAAUUUCACCGUGAAAUAUUGUAUGUUGGUCGGCCGCCGAAAAAUUUGCAAGUCAAUGUAAGUACUUAAUCGACUGUUUUAAAAAAGACAGCAUGAGAGUAAGGAUUAUUCUAAAAGAAAGAGGAAAAAAAAUAGCAAUGACCUCCGUGCAACCCACAGUGGAUCGUGUUUACAAAAUAAAAAUUGAGCCUAGAAUUGGAAAUUUUUUAGGAAGAAAACGACUUGCGCUUAUAGUUUCGGAAGCUUUCCAGUCUUGUUUCAUGCCCAUAUUUGGUAAAGAAGUCCAGUGAUUGGUCAGAAUUUCUAAUACAAGCCUGAUCGAUUAAUAUGCAAAACACGACUGUCUCUUUAGUUACAAAUGUGUAGUUUUAAUCUCCUGACACUACAAUUAGGGCGCGGAAUUUUGCCGAAAAUUCUUGAAUUGACUUUUAAUAGCUUCUAGUUUGCUUUUAUCGUCGUCAGCUAAGUGUCAUGUUACGUAACUCGAAGAUUUUGAUAGUGCCAAAGUUCCGUAAAUUAUUUUGGAGGUUUUUGUUUUGUCUUUAUAUAGAAUUCAUGGUCAAUUGUCAUUCUUUAAGACACUGGACUUUUAUUAUCAAACUCUUUGACUUCUUCUGUGUUAAUUCUGUGGAAUCUCCAAUGUAGUCAUAUUCAAAUUAGCAUUUGCGAUCAGAAAAUUUUUUCUUGUAUUUGUGUAUUACAGUCUUCUGUAGAAACUGUAUAUUCAGACGGAGGCAUGGAUAGCUCUGUAGAUUUCUGGAUACAUUUUUCCCCCCUCAGUACCCGUGUCCCACAAAGAGAUUAUUACAUUUAAUUGAGUUUUUUUCUUGUACGUGAUUUGAAGAAGAUCACUGGACUCAAUAAACUUUGAAUAUUUUAAUUUGUAGUAGAAAAGAUUUAUAUAGAUUUUCUCUAAAGAGUUUAUUUCCUUUCCAACAGAUCAUGUUCGAGACCUUCAAUUCACCAGCCAUGUACGUCGCAAUCCAGGCAGUGUUGUCUUUGUACGCCUCAGGUCGAACAACUGGCAUCGUAUUUGACAGCGGUGAUGGUGUGAGUCACACAGUUCCCAUCUACGAGGGUUACGCUCUUCCCCAUGCUAUCCUUCGUCUCGACUUGGCCGGCAGGGACUUGACCGACUAUCUUAUGAAGAUUCUGACCGAGCGUGGCUACUCUUUCACCACCACUGCCGAGCGCGAGAUCGUCCGUGACAUAAAAGAGAAAUUGUGCUAUGUUGCCUUGGACUUCGAACAAGAAAUGCAAACUGCCGCAUCAAGCUCCAGCUUGGAGAAGAGCUACGAGCUUCCUGAUGGACAGGUCAUCACCAUUGGAAACGAGAGAUUCAGAUGUCCUGAAGCCAUGUUCCAGCCUUCAUUCCUUGGAAUGGAAUCUGCCGGCAUCCACGAGACCACAUAUAACUCGAUCAUGAAGUGCGAUGUGGACAUCCGUAAGGAUCUGUACGCCAACACAGUGUUGUCUGGUGGCUCCACCAUGUUCCCAGGAAUCGCUGACAGAAUGCAGAAGGAAAUAACUGCUCUGGCCCCACCCACAAUGAAGAUCAAGAUUAUUGCUCCUCCUGAGCGUAAAUACUCUGUAUGGAUUGGAGGAUCGAUCUUGGCCUCGCUGUCCACCUUCCAACAGAUGUGGAUCUCCAAACAAGAAUACGAUGAAUCUGGUCCAUCAAUUGUCCACCGCAAAUGCUUCUAAGCAUCACUGAAAUAGAACUUUUUCCUCCUUUUGGGGAGAUUAAAUAACAAAACGACAAAAGUAUAAAUAUAUAAUAGCCGCUGUUUAAAAAACAGAGCUUAAGAAGAGAACACUUUCACUUAUUCGUUGUGCAUCUUUGAGCCUUAUUCUAUUUUUGUAGAUGUGGUACUGUUCCUAAUAAAGAUUUUGUUUACAUAUGUAAUAUUGGCUGAUUGCUUGAUCAUGACUUCUCGAUGAUAUGGGGACUUAGCUCGGGUACUGUUUCAACUUCACCUCUGUCUUCAUUAUCUUUUCCUUUUAGGGUAAAAGAGCGGCCCAGCAUAAUUUUUAGCGGUUACGUUGUUUUAUUUGGGAAACUGGCAGAUGCUUUGCCCAACUUUGAAUCAUCUUUUUCCAAGGUUUGCUCAUUUUUCAAACUCUCUAGUUGCUGAACAUUACCAUUCGCUCGGGAUUUGCCUGUGAUAAAACAAAGCCAUAAAAAUAACAAAGUGUAAUUAGACUCCCGAGUUUAAAAUUCUUUAAAGUUUAGUUAGUAGGUUUUUCAAUCGCUUUUACUGUCUUAUUAAAACCUUGGUUUCGGGCGUCGUUUUGUUGUUUCACUGUUAAAAUUGUGUUUUACAACCGACAGUGCUCAACUCAGCCGUUAAUUUGCUUAUCACGCCAAAUAACUGCUGCUUUGAAGGAAUUGAUCAUCAGAGAUUUGUUUUGAAAAAGCAAUUUUCCUUCGUAAUCUACGGUCUUUCACAAUGUACAUGUUAUAGCAUGUUGUAUACGGAACUGAGCUGUCAGUAGUUAAGGCAUGUCACGCAACACAGACCAUCGUUCGUUUCAAAAGUAGGCUUUGAUAAAAGUGCGUUCCUGAAAGUAGCACAAUCAGCCACAAGUGGUGCUCCUAUUUUUCUGAUAUUAUGUCCAAAAUUAUCCUAGUUGUUUUAAAAUACGCUGAUAUAAGCAUAAAAUGCAGAAAUUAUGCUUGUUGAAGUCUUUUUCCAUAAAUAUUUUGAAACUACAGGCUACAACACUUAUGCUAAAACUUGGUCCUGGACCAAAAACCAGUAAAUAGCAACACGUAGUAACACAACAAAUCUAUUCUUUUCAGUCAGCCAGAAACUUUACCGUGCUUUAGAAUUGGCCGGAUUCUCUUCAACAAGGAGCCUUAUCCUUGGCUACUAGGUCAAUCUUCAUUAUAUAUUCCUAGGUCACUUCCUGUGUGACCCUGGCUUACUCAGUCACUAUAAAUCAUCUUUGUGCGCAGCAAAAACAGCCAAAAAUAAGAUAAUGCUUGCAGUGUUUUGUUUUGGAGAAAAGUGGUGAAAAUUAUACUCAAAAUGACGAUCGAAUGAUGCACAAUACCCCCGGGUAUUUGAUGACUUAACCCCGGAGGGGGGGGGGACUCCGCAUAUGAAAAGGGUGAGGAUGCUCGUCGGAAAUUUUGAACUAAACCCCUAAAACAGACCGAUCCGGUCGUAGCUCAAGCUUUUUUUGACCCCUAAAAGAGAUCAUAUUAAAACACAGACAAUACAAAUAUUUUUACAUUUUUUCACGUGCAACCCUAAACGAGACCUUCACGGCUUAAUAUGACGCCGUUUAGCCCAGAACACCCUAAGUGAGACCAAAAUCCGAAAUUUACACCCCUAAGCGAGACGACGACUGAUCCCCACCCCUCCCCAUGCGGAGUCCCUCCCCCGGGGACUUAACUUGCACGGAGGGGGAGGGAAUUUAAAAUCAUAGCCUUACUAGAAGGAGAGGAAUUGGGUCCCUGCGGCUCGGAAUUUGAACCCUCUUGCCUCGAUUUCAUGUGACAUGACUCGGUGAUUGCAAGAGGUGGACUAAUCCUGGCGCAGGCCGGCAUGGCAAAUAUUAAUAAUUCCUUCCAUUUUUUCAGGGUCUUGGGAUCCGGUACUUCUAUCUUGUCAUAUUGAACCUUGCUUCCAAAACUAAAAAAAAUGAAAAGGACUACAAAAGCUUUAAUUCGUCAUCGUGAAGAGUAGUGUAAUAUGUAUACAUGUAUGUUAAUUUCCCCGAGGUAGGUAGAGUUGCAUAUGAUCACCUAAAAUGGACCAAUUAUGGGAUAUUUGAACGAUUUUUUGAUUCAGGGGGUUGGGAAUUUCAACAAUAAUUUUCCCAAGCUUCAAAUGCCCGGGGGAUAACCUAGCAAGGGGAUGUUGUAGUUUCGAUUUGACCGAUACUUAAUUACAGCCGACAUUUGGCGCGCGACGUCACCACUGGUUUCCCCGAGGUCUGAGGAACGAGCGCAAAAAUUCCGUACUGCUGACGUGUUACUACAUCUCAGAUCUCUUCUGAUUAGUUAGACAAUGGACUACCCAGAGACGUCAUCAUUGUGGAAAUUCUGUGCUCGUUCCUCAGAGGUCGUUUCGAGAAGAUAUUAGUGGUGGCGUCGUGAGAAGUUGGCUGUUUUCUCAGGCUUCCUCUUAGGGGAAAGCGAAGAAACGGUUGGGCUACGGGGUAUAAAACGAUAAUGCAGGUAUUACCAUAUUUGGGUAUGCAGACUCCACAAUAAGUUUCUGAAGAUUUUCAAGGUUUCAAGCUCACUUCACUCGCUUUACAGCUUUUCUUCUGUGAAACUUACGAGGUAGGCUUGUGGCAAGUCUACCUGUUACUGCAGUACCCGUCGCUUAAUAAUGAUGAAUUUUUACCUCUAUUAAAUUGAUAUCAAAAUAACUUCCCCUCACAAAACAUUUUAAAAGAUAUUUACAUUAGUUUUACCGCACCAAACAUCAAAGAGAACUCUGAGGACCCCUUAGGGCAGCAACCUUAAUGGAAAAAUCUUCCCCCAUGAAUUCUAUUUUUCAAAAUGACAGAAAAUUUAAGUGCCAUGAAAGAGCGUCUUUUUCAUACCGGCCUUCAGAAACUUCGUAAAUGCAAAUGUCGUGUCAUACGCCUAUUCUAAAGAGUCGCAAAAAAUUUGUCCAGUCAUUUAUAAUUCGCUGCUCACAUAGCAUAAAGUUUCUAUGGAAAACACCAUAAAAGCGACAGUUUUUAUAAGGCAAAGACGUCUUGAAAUUACAGUUAAUAUCGCCAAAAUAUAAACGCGUGACAAUUCACCUCGAAGGCGUCUGUAAUAAUACCACUCAACCACGUUGUGGGGUGAAAAUCCACAACAUUUCCAUAUAAGGUCAUAAAGUUAAAUUACAUUUUCUUUCCACGCCGUUCUUAGCAAGCAUCACUUGUACACCCAACCUAAAGAAUUUUAAAGCGAAAAUGAUUUACCUUAAAACAAAUAAACUUCUAUUUAUUAUACGGCAAAAGUUAUGACCCUUUAUCUAGACAUUGCAACUGCCUUUACUUUUCAACGUUUAUCCCACAAUACUGUAAACAAACAGGCUGGUUCGCCCCGCCGAAGACAAUAGUUGUCAUUUUAAGCCAAUCAAAUGAGGGUAUGAAUUAAUUUAUUUAAACGAUAUCACGUCCUGGAGCAUCAUUUCUGGCCAUCGACAGUUCAGUAUCGUUGUUGUUUCAAAUUUAUAUUUCAACUUAUAAAAUGGCCGAUGAGGACGUUGCCGCUUUGGUUAUAGACAAUGGCUCCGGUAUGUGUAAGGCCGGUUUCGCCGGAGACGAUGCUCCUCGUGCAGUGUUUCCUUCCAUCGUUGGCCGUCCAAGACAUCAGGGUGUGAUGGUUGGUAUGGGUCAGAAAGACUCGUACGUCGGUGACGAAGCUCAGAGCAAGAGAGGUAUUCUGACUCUCAAAUAUCCCAUCGAACACGGCAUUGUAACAAACUGGGAUGACAUGGAAAAGGUGAGUACUUUAUGCGAUGGUUAAAUGAUCUCAGUGGAACAUCGAGUCACGAUGAAUUUCCUUAUUUCAGAUCUGGCAUCACACCUUCUACAACGAGCUUCGUGUAGCUCCUGAGGAACACCCAGUUCUGCUGACUGAAGCUCCUCUCAACCCAAAAGCGAACAGAGAAAAAAUGACACAGGUAAACAGCACGUUGUUGCGUGGCUUAGUCUCAAUAAAAAAAAGUCUGAGUUCUAGCAUUACAAAUAAAUGUUUCACGGACGGUCCGUUAUGGAAAAGUCCAGCCCAUAAAUAUAAAUCCCGUGGUCUCCCAUUCCAACGCUUCCUAAGCGAAAUGUAUCUCUCCAACUCUAACUAUUGUGUCAUGAAAAACAAUUGAUAAAAAUGCCAUUUAUUUUGAAAUUUAGUGGAUGAAGUAAAAUUCAAAAAAUAUAUUUCAUCUGUUACUUUGUUCUGUAUGCAAUUACAUAAAACCUACAAAACGUAAUUUAAAUAGGCGCGGUUUAAAACCUAGCACAAAUUUGCAUGUGGCUAUGUUAAAACUUCAUUUUAUAUCUUUUCUUCACAACCAAAUUCUUCCACCAAAUUAUAUCGCGCUGUAUUAAACCAAAACAAAACUGAAAAUUUAAAUUUGCCGUUAAAGAUUUUCAAAUUUCUUUGUUUUGAGAAAAAACAGCGUCCGGGUGACUGCUUGGUCAUAUCUGACUCGUCUUAAUGCCUAUAUUUGGUAAAGAAACGCUCCAAUUGGUCAGAAUUGGAGAGUUUGAAACAGAACUUUUAAGUAGUCUUUUGUCAAAAUGUGAAUAAUUAACAACAGGUGGAAUUAAUUGAAAAUAUUCCAUGGUUCUUUUUAUGUUUAACCUAGCUUCACAAUUUUUAUUUUAUUUUCUCGGAUUGGAUUUUUUGGGGGGAAUUUUCGUUCCACGAUAGCUACCACAACAUUCGCCAAGUAAUCGAUCCUCGUCAAGCAUCAUUUUCAGAUUGCGCUUCGAAGGCCGGGUCCCUGUUAAUUGUAUGCUGACUGAAUGACCACGGGAAAAUAUACUAAAAACCAGCUCGCAAAAUACAACUUACAACAUGAAAUCAGAUUUAAAUACCAAUCAGCCUUUCAGCGCUGUGACCGUUCAUAUUGCAAUCUAAAAUUGGUCUGCUCCCGUGAAACGGAAACUGCUCGAUUUUUCGAUGGCAAACCGGGUUUAGACUACCGACCGAUCACAUGGUACCUGACGGAUUUGUUGACAGGUUGAAAACUUUGACCGCACAUUUUGUUCACACUGAACCGGCCAGCAUUUUUGCUUUGUUUACGUGGGAACAGACGAACCUGGCUGAACUUUACCUUUUUCUAAUCAAUGGCUUUUCCAUCUGCCAAUGCGCAGAGCGCGACCACGAAUUUUCCUUCCUCUUUCUAAACUUAAGUGCAGUCCCCAAAAAAUCAACUUCAGGAAAAUCCGCUUACAUUUAACAAUUUCAUCGAAUUGAAAUAAACGCGCCUUAGUCUGAAAAUACGCGAACUCAGUUUAAAAGUGACGUUUUCGCUGCUGUCGCCGUCGUCGACGCUAAAGCUCCCUAAAAUUCUUGAUGAGGCUUUUUACAAAGUGUUUGUUGACAAUAGCAUUACGUCAGGCGUACGAAUAGCUCAGUUACCUUUUCCAUUAAAUUCUUCACUAUUUAGCAAUAAUAAACUAUUACCUAGCAAAAAGAUUUUUUGAUAAAGCCUCAGUGUUUUGCAAAAAAGAAAACACACCUUUCUAGCGUACUAAACUCCAAAAUAUUACAUAGUCAUUUAAUUUACUUCUAACGAGGUGAUUUUCUUUCUCAAAAGAUUAUGUUCGAAACCUUCAAUACACCAGCUAUGUACGUCGCCAUCCAAGCUGUGCUGUCGCUUUACGCUUCUGGUCGAACAACAGGAAUUGUCAUGGACAGCGGUGAUGGUGUGAGUCACACGGUUCCCAUCUACGAGGGAUACGCUCUUCCCCAUGCUAUCCUUCGUCUCGACUUGGCCGGCAGAGACUUGACCGACUACCUCAUGAAGAUUCUGACCGAGCGUGGCUACUCCUUCACCACCACUGCCGAGCGCGAGAUCGUGCGUGACAUCAAAGAAAAACUGUGCUAUGUUGCUCUUGACUUUGAGCAAGAAAUGGCUACCGCUGCAUCCAGUUCCAGCUUGGAAAAGAGCUAUGAGCUUCCUGAUGGACAGGUCAUCACCAUCGGUAACGAAAGAUUCCGUGCACCAGAGGCCAUGUUCCAGCCGUCCUUCCUUGGAAUGGAAUCUGCAGGCAUCCACGAGACCACAUACAACUCGAUCAUGAAGUGCGAUGUGGACAUCCGUAAGGAUCUGUACGCUAACACAGUUUUGUCUGGUGGCUCCACAAUGUAUCCAGGAAUCGCUGACAGAAUGCAAAAGGAAAUAACUGCUCUGGCCCCACCCACAAUGAAGAUCAAGAUCAUUGCUCCUCCUGAGCGUAAAUACUCUGUAUGGAUUGGAGGAUCGAUCUUGGCUUCGCUGUCCACCUUCCAACAGAUGUGGAUCUCUAAACAGGAAUAUGAUGAAUCUGGUCCAUCAAUUGUUCACCGUAAAUGCUUUUAAUCAUCAAAUUAAACUUUGGCUGUUAGUGUUAAGCUUUAUUCUAUUUUUGUAGAUGUGGUGCUGUUCACAAUAAAAACUUUGUUAACAUAAAAUGUAUGCUUGAGGAUGAUUUAUAAUCGCAGAUAAUAGAUAGAGAGUACUUUAAACUGACUCAAACUCGAGCGCAGUUGACUUAUUGAGUGCAUAUCUUUCAGUCACCACUGACUACUUUUCGUGCCGAGGAAGAUUCUUAGCAAAUGUAAAUUUACUUUAAAUAAACGUUGAAGGACUUUUAUCGAAAACCUACAACAGGCUACUUCCUUCAGUGUGGUUCUGAGGGCGUUACUUCUUUUCUAGAACGCUUAAGCAACCUCAUUCCCUGGCUUCCGCCUUGGAGACUUGAGCAAAGGAGGAGGGGCGUAAUAGACUCUUUAAAAGCGGCGACCAUGUGAUGGCCCGUAGAACCAAAAACCUUAAGUUUGUUUUUAAAACAGUCUUCAUACGUACAUAACACUGGAUUUGCAAAAUGUAUGGUGACUGUGCAUAGUGAAGUAGCCGUGUGAUGAAGGUCUAUAAGCUUGAAAAUUAGCUGUAUAGCCUUACGGUAGAUUUCCACUGUCGCGUAAUUUUUACGCGCGUAAAUAAAAUAGGGACAAUGUAUGGAAAGGUCACGCGUAACCGUAAAAGUUGAACCUCGCCCAUCUUUUACGUUCACGCGCGGCUUUCACACAUUACCUCUUUUUGAUUUACGCACGUAAUUUUGGCGCGAAAUUUCAGAGUUAAUUUGAAAUUUCACAUGUGAAAUUACAAAAUUGCCAUGGCAACCUUCCGUACGUCUCAGUGUCAAGAUGGCGACGAAGUUUUAAAAUGCCGCGAAUGAAGAUACCAAGGCACAAAAAGACAGAAAACCUGAACACACGAAAGAACAAGAGGUAAAAGAGGUAUUUUGUCUAAAAAUUGUGAAAAUUCUGAACUUGAGCCAAAUUUAAGGUCUAAACCUUGAGAGAGUGGAGGCUCGAUCGAUACGAUCCAGGAUAAACAUGUCAAAAUUCACGAUUGCUAACGUAAUUCGUCAUCAAUGAUAUUAAUAAGGAAUCAAUUGAUUACACAUACUAAAUUUUACGCGCGUUCGCACGGAAAAAUUACGCGACACUGGAAAUCAACCCUAAGACGGAAAAAAGCAAUAUUUGCCGGUCACAUUUUGCUAUGCCUGGUUUCCCCGCGAAAUAACGUCUGAAGAACCGGGCUGCUGAAAGUCCAUCUUGUAGUGCUUCUGAUUAGUUGAAGCAUAUUUGCGGCAUGGCACAACCAAUCAGAAACUCCACCCAGAUCUGGGUACAUAAGUGACACGUCAUCAGUAUGGAAUUUCUGCGCUUGUUCCUUAGAGGUCAUUUCGCGAAGCAACCAGUCGCCUCCCUAUUCACUCAGUUAGGUGACGUUUCGGCACAGUUUGAAGUUUGAUAAAUUUUGUGACACUGAGCCUUUAAUCAUGCAGGUGUACACAGGAGCGAGCAACUUCCAUGUACAUGUACUCAUGUAACGGCGUUUUCUCCAACCAGCCUCACAAACCAGUCAACAAAAUAUACAGACCCAAUAUUUAUUUUUGAAGUUUUUUUUUUUUUUCAUCUCUUAUACCUCACAAAGCAAGCGGAGCUUCCACUUUCGUGGGAAAAAGUGUUCUAAAAUGAAUCUAAAGAUAUACCCGUCCGUAAAAAUGCCGUGACAGGCCUAGUAUGGCGUUAUAUUCUAUCACAUGACCAGGAGGCGGAGAUCCCAUAAGAUAGCACGGCGCUUGCGCAAUCCAUUGGAUGAUUAAAGCGACGAAGGCAUCUUUUUCUACCGGAGCUGUUUUCUUUUCGUAUUCAAUGUCAAUUCUGUUCCGUCGUUUUAAUCCAAACGAGUAAUUCGUAAGAUGUUCGGAAAUCGUUAGAUCAUCGAUUGAUGUCUUCCAUAGUCUUCGGACUACUUCGUAAAACCUUCGGAAGUCGAAUUUUUUGCUAAGGUUGUCAACUGGCAACUUUUUUUUUCCAUUUAUAGAUAAACCUGGCCUGUCCGCGGAACUAUUGUCAAGCGCGAUGAACUGCUGCUCCGCUACUUACGUUGUCUCUACAGCAGUAGAAGUGAUAAUAAUUAAUAACGAGAAAGGAAAAAUUUUGACCUUAAAAGGAAAAAUGCAUUUCUGCUGUUAAAAAAUCACUUGUAAACACAUUUUAGGUACCGUAUAUGAACGUCAUUAACGAAACAAUACUUUGUUGAUCUUUAAAGUAGUCUGCAUAAGAGACGAUAACUAUAAAAAAGAGUGGGGGGUUUCAAGUCUUUAAAAUAACAAUCUAAAAUAAAAAAUAACCCAAAACAUAAGAAGAGGGUAGAAAGUUUCUUUAAAAUAACACGACUGUCAGAAACAAGCGACACCUCGACUCGUUCAAAACGUACACCAGUGCUCAGAAUGAGCAUUUAAAUACAAGCAGGUGACUUUUGAAAUAAAAAGUCAUAAAUUAAGCUGGGUCACAAUUGAAGGGGAAGUGUUUGAAACGAUUCUUCACCAAACACACAACAAAGACCUGCUCGAUCACAAUUAUGAUAGCUGUUACUUACUUUACCGCCUAUUGGGCUGAAAAAAUCAGUUCAAAAUAUGUCCAUAUUUGGUCAGGAGAUUGGCCCUAUUCUUAAUAAAAGCUGUGUACUAAUACUCAAAACGAAGUACAAGCUAGAAAAAUAUAUUAAACGCGAACAAUCACAAAUUGUUCGCUUCACCUGUAAACAUUGGGCAAACACGUUACUUUGGUUUGGUCAUUUCUAUAAACAAACUUAAGCGAGUAACGCGCAAAAAUAACGUCUAUUGUGAGCCAAUCAGUUGAGAGCACGGAUUUCGGCCGAUUAUUUAAACCGUGCCACAGCGAGGGCAUUUAUACAUUACGCUUUACCCAUCGUGAUAAAUUCUAGCUAAUCUCGCGCAAAACUUCCAAUUUAAAAUGGCCGAUGAGGACGUUGCCGCUUUGGUUAUAGACAAUGGCUCCGGUAUGUGCAAGGCCGGUUUCGCCGGAGACGAUGCUCCUCGUGCAGUGUUUCCCUCCAUCGUUGGCCGUCCAAGGCAUCAGGGUGUGAUGGUUGGUAUGGGUCAGAAAGACUCGUACGUCGGCGACGAAGCUCAGAGCAAGAGAGGUAUUCUGACUCUCAAAUAUCCCAUCGAACACGGCAUUGUAACAAACUGGGAUGACAUGGAAAAAGUAAGUUAAUCUCUUGGUGCAAACACUGAAUAAGAAUUUUUUUAAAACCUAAGAUUUCCUUGGAUUUCAGAUCUGGCAUCACACCUUCUACAACGAGCUGCGUGUAGCUCCCGAGGAACACCCAGUUCUACUGACAGAAGCUCCUCUCAACCCAAAAGCAAACAGAGAAAAAAUGACACAGGUAUAUAUAAAUGUUACGUUAAACGUAUCUGCCGUGUCCAAUUAUGAGCUCUUAUCAGUUAAGGGCUGUUUUAUAAUGAUUCUAACUGAAGUCUUCUGUCAUACUUAAAAAAAAAACUAGGCAAGUAAAAAACUAAUAUUGCCUUUAUAAAUACACUAUACGUGUAUGCUAAAAAAGUAGUCCCUCUUCAGGAAACGGAAAUCGGUAUUCUGCGGCCGACAAGUAGAUCGAAAUUGUUUUAUACGCGUAGUAAGUAGAAAAGAGACACAUACAUGGGGUGAACAUUAGUAGCAACGCGAAGAUUUGAGAUACAUGAUGCUUCUCUCCAAUAAAUAAACAACGCGCGACCGCGUGGUUGAAUUCACUCAGAAAGGUAGCAUAUUGUUUAAUUCUAAAGAAAGUAUACAAUGUCUUGUUUUCGUUUUGGAAGAUGAUGUUAACAUGCUAAUGAAUGUUUUAUUUUAAAACUAAAUGCAACGAAAAAGACCUUGUUUCCACAUAUGGUCAUGUCAAGUAAUGAUUGGUCAGAUAAACAAAGCAAACCGUAAGCAGUCCGCUUGUAGCCCGCGGCGAAGUUACGAUGUAGAAUUCGGUGCAAAAUACACUGAACAGAAAAACCGAUGUUAAAAACUUGAGGAAAUUUAUGCCUAAUUUUGCCAACUUCGGCAUGGUUACAAGAUGUCUAUGAAAAUGCUUAGUGUUAAAUUUAGUUUACAAUUUUCUGUCUUCUUCUAUCCAUUGCAAUGUACAUUUUUUCUCAAACUUGGCAAAUCAAACCGAUCGUACAAAAAGUUGAAAGACUUAUGUGCAAUUUUGCAGAAAUAGUGACUAUUGAUUAGACUUGGGAUAAACGAGCAUGAUGCCCGUUGUCACUAACAUCGCACAUUAUGCAGACUAGAGUCUUAAGUUUAAAAGAGACGGCUCGACACAAGAAAAGAAACGUUGGGCCAUUUCACACUCAAUAAUUUAUGUCAUCAGAAUAAAGCCUGUUUAACUUAUUAUGUUUUAGAAUACGAUCGGCGACCGAUCUGCGUCAUAUCGCAGUCAUAUGCUAUGGAUCGGGUCCAACAAAAGAGGCAUGCAUGCGAUCGCCCAUACAUCCCCCUAACUUAAAUGUGGGACUCCGUCCUUGGGCUUGUGAUCAUAUCGCAAAAUGCCCCAGACGGUUACAGAUUUAAUAUAUUGAAACCAAGCUUUUUUUUAUUCUUAAACAGAUCAUGUUCGAGACCUUUAAUACACCAGCUAUGUACGUCGCCAUUCAGGCUGUGCUGUCUCUGUAG
Porites lobata is the source of this 28511-nucleotide messenger RNA. The record is from the annotation of a GenBank genome assembly. Lineage: Eukaryota; Metazoa; Cnidaria; Anthozoa; Scleractinia; Poritidae.